GCGCCAGUCACGUGCCCUUCCCUUGCUGGCGUCACGCGUCUCUGCGGCGCGCGGGGAGGGCGUGGCGAAGGGCUGCGCCCCGGCCGGUCCGGGGUCUCCUGUCAGUUCAGGCCGCCGCGUUGCGCUUCUGCGCCCAGGUCCGCCUGAGCGCAACAUGCACGUGAGGAGCAGCGGUGCCGCCGCCAUGAAGCCCGCGCGGGUGAGCGAGUUGGCGGGGAUUGGUCAGGAGUAGCUCAGGCAGAACAGUUUGAAGACCUGAUCCAGAAUGCUACUUAUAGAGAGAAAAUCUUGCUUUGUAUCAUAUAGAAAAGGAGAAGAGAAUACCUAUGUGAGGACACAGCAAGCAGCAUGAUGGAUUCAGAAGACCUUUUUCUUAACAAGUCAAAGGCAGAUCAAACUGGUAAUUGCAUUGUAAAAGUGAACUCAGGCAAACAUUACUUCUGUGGUUAUUGUGCAGCCAUUACAAAUGUUGGAAUAACUUUUCCAAUCCAGAAAGUCCUCUUUCGGCAACAGCUGUAUGGGGUACGAACCAGAGACGCAAUAUGUCAGCUACAGAAAGAUGGGAUCAGAAAUUUGUACCGAGGUAUCCUUCCUCCACUGAUGCAGAAGAGCACAACCCUGGCAUUAAUGUUUGGCCUAUAUGAGGACUUGUCUUCCGUGCUCCUAAGACACAUAAGUGCACCUGAAAUCUUGGCCCGGAGCUUAGCAGCUGUGCUUGCUGGGACCACAGAAGCUGUCCUGACCCCUUUUGAGCGUGUGCAGACACUUCUGCAGGACUACAAACAUCAUGACAAAUUUACAAACACUUUCCAAGCAUUCAGAGUUCUUCGAGAGCAUGGGGCCAGGGAAUAUUAUCGGGGCUUGGUGCCAAUCCUGCUUCGGAAUGGUCCUAGCAAUGCUCUGUUUUUUGGCCUGCGAGGACCCAUCAAGCAGUGCUUGCCAGAAGCAACAACUUAUAGUACUCAUCUGAUCAAUGAUUUCAUAUGUGGAGGGGUAUUGGGUGCUAUGUUGGGAUUUCUGUUUUUCCCAGUGAAUGUUGUAAAAGCCCGCAUGCAGUCGCAAAUUGGUGGGGAAUUCCAGUCUUUUUCCACAGUCUUUAUGAAGAUUUGGCUGGAGCGUGACAGGAAACUGACACAUCUCUUCCGAGGAGCCCAUCUGAAUUAUCACCGGUCCCUGAUUUCUUGGGGAAUAAUUAACGCAACCUAUGAAUUCUUGCUUAAAUUACUAUAAUUGGUUAUGAAUUUUCUCUCUCUGGUUGAACAUCGGACGAUCCUGAGCUGUUAGUUUCCAGGAAAUAAACACUCGCAAGUAUCUCUGACUCCAUAACAUUUGAGAAACUAAAUUGCCAACAACUAAUGGUAUGGAUGUCAGUUAUUUAAACAGUGCCUAACUAGUUCAAAACAUAAUUGUAUUCACUCUUGUUCUUGGCCUUCCAAUCUAUGGAUGUGGCAGCUGUAUGGCUAAAGCAACUAACUGAGAAGUUUCCUGAAAUAUAAAGAAGCCAGCAGGUUGAUACAGUCAAAGCUUAAUAAACUAAACAUGCUGGCCUAUGACAGUUUGUUCCAGAUCACCUUCAGCUUUACUCAACACUCCUGGUGAUCCAAAGAAUGCACUUCGUAGAAAAUAACAGAGCAAAAAAACCUGAUAUUUAAUUUGUUGCUUGACCAUUUGUAACAAAUGGUAGCAUUUUUGUAAUAAGUGGACCUUGAGUUUCCAUGAAGCUUCAUGUCCCCCCUCUUGUUUUUUAUUAUGAUGAAUAUUAUUAUACUUUGAAAAGAGACUGCCAAAUGUAGAAGAAAAAACUCUUGUUCUAAAACAGGUUCCAAGUAGUUUUGGAACACUAUUGAUGUAAGUGACAUCUUGUCAACAUUAGUAUUAAAUUUUAGAAACUGGUGGAUGUAUCGCUACUACUAAAUAGUGGGUGUCAACUGUGGAGGAAAGAGUGAGAAAAGCACUGCUGUCUGAAAAGCUUUAAAAUAUUCUUUAUCUUGCACUGUCACUGGAUUUUUCAAUGUCAGUUAGGUGUUUAAGCUGCUAAUUUUGGUGAAAUGGAUACUCUAAACCAGUGUAGUUUCUUUUACCCUCCCCCCCCCCUUUUUUUUCAGGUUUAAAAAUUAUGGUACAAAUCACAACUGGUGCAAACCAAAAGUAAGCAUGCUAAAAUCCCAGUUACUUCUUAGUGGUACAGUACAGCUGACUGAAUGAGUUAUGCUCUACAUCAGUCUAGGGUCUAGUGAAGCAGAAUUUUACUAUACCAAAAUAAAAUAUUUAUUGCCAUUUUCAGGGUAUUCCACUCUGUUGAAAAAGAAAUUACAGAGCUAUUUCACACACCACUCAGGAGUGUUUUAUACUGAGGGCAUGUGAGUUUGCAUCAGGCUAGUUUGCCCUUUGCUUUUCCUGGAAUCUUUUAAUGUAGAUCCAUAUCCAUCCAAGAAAGUCUGGCAUAGGAGAUUCAUCCAUCCACUUUUAACAACUGACAAAUUUGUCUAAAUCCUUUAUAUAUAGCCUAUCCUUUCCCAGUCUAUGAACCAGCCUCAUAAUGUGAUGUGAAGGACCAUGCAUAUAUUAAAAAAGAAGGAAGAAUGAAAAAAAGUCUCUGCAAAUAUUACUCAGGCUGAUUUUCUAUGAAUUUUAAAUCAUGCCAACAAACACUUAUGUAUAUGAAAUAGUAAGCAACAGGUUGGUUAGCGAGAGGAAAUUCAGUCAAAAUAAUCAUUUGGGGUGGGAGAUUUUGUGCAAAUAGGAGUUAAUAUUUCCUAUUUAUGAUUUAUAGGAAAGCUCUCCCAAACUCAACUGAUUAUUCUCCAAGUGUUAGAAUUAUUUUCUUAAAAUUUAGUUAACAGUAGGUUUGAGAUGGUAGGAUUUUUAGUUUAUCUUGUCUGUUGUCCCUCCCCUACAAGAGUGCCCCAGAUCAACAUUUAAUUCAUCUUCUAGAUUUCUUGAUACUUAGGAUACUUAGUUUCACAGUUGGAUUGCCAAGCACAAAACGAAGAAUGCUUACUAUUUUGAAUGUUGUAAUUAUAUACAUAUAAACAAAAUCUCUGUUGAAUGUUUAACUGGUAAAAUAUAAUUCUGCCAGAGGGUGUUUUUUUUUUUCCUGGCAACUUCUUUGGUGGAAUAAAUACAAGUAAAUCCAGUUUCCU
Molecule: messenger RNA, 3143 nt
Organism: Python bivittatus (Burmese python)
Lineage: Eukaryota; Metazoa; Chordata; Lepidosauria; Squamata; Pythonidae
Gene: SLC25A51
Product: solute carrier family 25 member 51
Biological process (GO): mitochondrial NAD transmembrane transport
Cellular component (GO): mitochondrion
Molecular function (GO): NAD transmembrane transporter activity
Source: RefSeq, a predicted model, not a curated record